AUUCCGUCUCAUAUGGAUUUCCUUUCACUUUUUCACUUCUUCACUAUUUCCACAACCUCCACCAUUUGUAGCUGCCACUUCCACAGAACCAUCCUCAUAUAUGAUACACCAAACACUCACACACACAACUUCUUUAACUACGUCUCAACGACUCCUCCCAUGGCAGAAAUGCAGAUACAGCAUCAAGAAGACCACAACCAUAUCCCUAAUAACCCUAAUAACCCUAACCCUAAUCCAAACCCUACCCAUUACACACACUACCGUUUCCCUGGCAAAGUUCCUCACCAUCAACGCCACCACAUGGACAAAGCUACACCUUCACGCUUCAAACCCAACGCACCCAAACGUGAACACUGCAUCUGCAUCACCGUUUUCCUCCUCUUACUUGGCAUCAUACUCCUCAUCCUAUGGCUCGCCUACCACCCUACCAAGCCGCGUUUCACGGUGGCCAGCGCCGCCGUCUACGGCCUCAACGCCACAACGCCGCCACUCAUAUCCAUCUCCUUGCAAUUCAACGUCGUCAUAAGGAACCCUAACAGGCGUGUCUCCAUUUACUUCGACAGGCUCUCGGCCUACGUUUCCUACCGAAACCAACCCAUCACGCCGCAUGUCAUGCUUCCACCGCUCUUCCUGGACAAGCACAGCGCCGUGUCACUGUCGCCGGAGAUCGGAGGCGUGCCGGUGCCCGUGUCGGUGGAGGUGACGAAUGGAUUGGUGAUGGACGAGAGUUAUGGAGUGGUGGAUGUGAAACUUGUGUUGUAUGGAAGGUUGAGGUGGAAAGCUGGUGAAAUAAACUCAGCACAUUAUGGAUUGUAUGUGAAAUGUGAUGUGUUGAUGGGUCUGAAGAAAGGUAUUGUGGGUCAGGUUCCUCUUCUUGGAUCUCCGGUUUGCGACGUGAACACAUGAAUACUAUGUUCUGUUCCACAUUUGACGCGAUUCUUCGAUUUCUAACAUGUUUGAAAACAUGCUGGAAAAGUGACAUAUAUGUCUGAUUAAUAAAGUACAAUGUGUGCAUGCAUGUAUCUUAGUGAUCCUAUUCUUACUACAUUUUAAUAUUUUUCUGUCAAAAACCAGCAAAUAGGUAUAGAAGUUGGAUUUUGUAUCUGGGGGACUUAUGUUUUGUGUUUGAGUGAUAUGUAAUAGAACGUAGAGAUUUGAUUGUUUAAAGUCGCAUUAUUGUACAAUGUUUAUGUUAUGGAUGUAGAAAGAUUUAUAAAAUAUAGAAUCAUAAAUAUUAUGAAUUAAAUGCAUGGCAUGGUUUUUUGGAUUUUGGAUUGAAUAGUGGCACAGAGGAAUCAAAAUUGGACGAGUGAGAUUUGAUGCAACAGAAGUAGCAAGUUGUCAUGUAUUGUCUUUAU
This is a messenger RNA of Vigna unguiculata (cowpea), 1358 nucleotides long. Its product is annotated as NDR1/HIN1-like protein 12. Gene Ontology annotation, cellular component: plasma membrane; plasmodesma. The record is from RefSeq and is a predicted model, not a curated record. Lineage: Eukaryota; Viridiplantae; Streptophyta; Magnoliopsida; Fabales; Fabaceae. Gene Ontology annotation, biological process: defense response to other organism.